Nestor notabilis (Kea) is the source of this 912-nucleotide messenger RNA. It is a transcript of the gene VPS33B, whose product is annotated as vacuolar protein sorting 33 homolog B (yeast). Gene Ontology annotation, biological process: vesicle-mediated transport; intracellular protein transport. Lineage: Eukaryota; Metazoa; Chordata; Aves; Psittaciformes; Psittacidae. The record is from RefSeq and is a predicted model, not a curated record. The transcript has 13 exons. The annotation marks the transcript as partial. Gene Ontology annotation, cellular component: lysosome; CORVET complex.
CUCGUCCGGCCGCGGAUCAGGACGAUGCGGUACAUCGCCGAUAUUGUCAAUACUGACAAGAUGUCGGGGAGGAGCAGGAAAUACAAGAUCAUCUUCAGCCCCCAAAAGUUUUACGCUUGUGAGAUGGUGCUGGAGGAAGAAGGAGUCUUUGGUGAUGUCACCUGUGACGAGUGGUCCUUCUACUUGCUCCCCCUGGAUGAGGACAUCAUCAGUAUGGAGCUGCCCGAGUUCUUCCGUGACUACUUCUUGGAGGGAGAUCACCGCUGGAUCAACUCUGUUGCUCGAGCCCUGCAGCUGCUGAACUCCCUGUACGGCCCUUUAGGCAGAGCCUACGGGAUCGACACCGACUAUGUGACGGCGCUGUGCUCACAGGUGGUGUACGAGGGGCUGGUGGACGACACAUUCCGCAUCAAGUGCGGGAGCGUGGAUUUUGGACCAGACGUCACCUCCUCUGAAAAGAGCAUUAAGGUGCUGCUCAAUGCCCAGGACAAGGUCUUCAGCCAGAUUCGCAACGAGCACUUCUCCAGUGUGUUCGGGUUCCUGAGCCAGAAGUCCCGUAACCUGCAGGCACAGUACGAUCGGCGCCGCAGCAUGGACAUCAAGCAGAUGAAGAACUUCGUGUCCCAGGAGCUGAAGGGACUGAAGCAAGAGCAUCGCCUGCUGAGCCUGCAUAUUGGUGCCUGUGAGUCCAUCAUGAAAAAGAAAACCAAACAGGACUUCCAGGAGAUGAUCAAGGCUGAACACUCUCUCCUGGAGGGCUUCGACAUCCGUGAGAGCACCAGCUUCAUAGAGGAGCACAUUGACCGGCAGGUGUCCCCCAUCGAGAGCCUGCGCCUCAUGUGCCUCCUGUCCAUCACGGAGAACGGUCUCGUCCCCAAAGACUAUCGCUCCCUCAAAACCCAGUACCUGCAG